Acanthamoeba castellanii str. Neff is the source of this 690-nucleotide messenger RNA. Its product is annotated as RapGAP/RanGAP domain containing protein. The record is from RefSeq and is a predicted model, not a curated record. NCBI's taxonomy places the organism in Eukaryota, Discosea, Longamoebia, Acanthamoebidae. The transcript has 5 exons. Bases 1 to 690 code for a protein of 229 amino acids. Gene Ontology annotation, biological process: regulation of small GTPase mediated signal transduction. Gene Ontology annotation, molecular function: GTPase activator activity.
AUGCCGGAAGCCGUUCGCCGUCUCGAGGCCAAGGAAAGGCCCCGGAAAUACAAGUUCGGGCUCAUGUUGGUGAAGGAAGGCCAGACGCAGGAGGAGGACAUAUUCAGCAACACGGGAGGAAGUGUAGACUGGUACGAGUUCCUUAACUUUAUCGGCGAGAAGGUUCGCCUCAAGGGAUGGAACCGCUUUGCUGGCGGGCUCGACGUCAAAACCGACACCACCGGUGAGUUCUCGAGGUUCACCGAAUGGCAAGGCAGCGAGAUCAUGUGGCACGUCGCCACCAUGCUUCCUCAGGGCGAGGGGGCGCAGCAGAUUGCUCGGAAGAGGCACAUCGGCAACGACAUCUGCAUCCUCGUUUUCCUCGAUGGUAAGGACGCCAGCUAUUCGGCCAACACCAUUCGCUCCCACUUCAUCCACAACGUGAUCACCAUUCGACGGAUACCUAGCGAUUCUCUCGAAGAUGACGCCUCCCAGACGCGCUACCAUGAUGUUCCUGUGUUUGGGCCGCCUCUCCCCAAGCCUGCCGUCUUCCGGAAGGAUGACAGCUUUAAGGACUUCCUGCUCGCCAAGAUGGUCAACGCCGAACUGGCCGCCUACCGUACGGUGUAUUUCUCCAAGCGGUUGCGCCUGGGUCGCCGCGCCCUCCUUGACGAGCUGGUCUCCGACUUCUUCCCGCUGACGGGCGAGUAG